UAUCACUUCAAAAAAAGAAAAAUUUCAUUAUUUUCUUUCUCUCUCACGCACUCACACAGUGACACAAAGCAGAUUCACAGCAUAUGAUUCGGUUUUUGGGUUUCACUCCCCAAAACCCACACACAGAGAGACCACACCACUUGCACUGGUGACUGGCCCCCUUCUUCCUCCGCCUUCCCUCGCCUCCCUUCCCUUUUUUCCUCUCCCUUUGUCUCUUUCGUCUUUUUCCAAUUCCUCUUUUCUCUCUCUCUCUCUCUCUCAAAAACCCCAACACCUUUUUUUAGAGUUUUUUUUCCCCUUUCUUUUUUCCAUGAACAAAAGUGUAAAAAUAUUCUAAAAAAACCCACUAAAACCACUCCUCCUUUUCUACUUCUACAGUCUAUACUACUGCUCCCCUGCUUCUUUCUGCUCUGUUUCCACUGUAACCCAUCUUCUUCCCAAACCCGCAUUCUGGAAUUUUCCGACUCCCAACAAUGAGAUUCAUGGCCGGUAGGAAUGUCAUACUUGUGAUCUUCGCCAUUUUGCUUCUUUCCGGUUCUUUUGCUUCUGCUGCUCCAGUUGCUUCUUCCCCAGCAAGAUUAUUGAAUGGGUUUUUCUCGAAUGCAAUUUCGAUGCUGAUGAAAUGGGUGAAGUCACUCAAAGCUACUACUAAAACGGCGAUAGCUGGGCGCCCGAUGAUGAAAUUUGAGAGUGGAUACUCGGUGGAAACUGUAUUUGAUGGAAGUAAGCUUGGAAUUGAACCUCAUUCUGUGGAGUUAUUGCCCAACGGAGAACUUCUUAUACUGGAUUCUGCUAAUAGCAAUCUUUACAGGAUCUCUUCCUCAUUGUCUCUGUAUAGUAGACCAAAGCUUGUAGCUGGAUCUGCUGAGGGGUAUUCAGGACAUAUAGAUGGGAAGUUAAGGGAAGCUAGGAUGAAUCAUCCCAAGGGGCUCACAGUUGAUGACCGUGGAAACAUUUACGUUGCUGAUACUGACAAUAUGGCAAUCAGGAAGAUAAGUGACACAGGAAUCACAACGAUUGCCGGAGGCAAGAAGAGUCGAGGAGGUGGGCAUGUAGAUGGACCAAGUGAGGAUGCAAAAUUCUCAAAUGAUUUUGACGUGAUCUACAUUGGAAGUAGCUGCUCACUCCUUGUUAUAGACAGAGGAAAUCAGGCAAUCCGUGAGAUUCAACUUCAUUUUGAUGACUGUGCUUAUCAGUAUGGAAGUGGCUUUCCAUUAGGUAUUGCCGUGCUUGUGGCUGCUGGCUUCUUUGGUUAUAUGUUGGCAUUGCUGCAACGCCGGGUUGGUCUCAUUGUAUCUGCCCAAAAUGAUGAAAGUUUGCUGAAACCAACUUCUCAAAGUUCAUAUCUAAAGCCAAUGAAAUCAGUGAGGCCUCCAUUGAUUCCUAUGGAAGGUGAUGAAGAAAAGCAAGAAGAAAGUCUGUUUGGAUCCCUGGGAAGGCUGAUAGCACAAACGGGAGCAUCUAGUUUGGAAAUCCUGGGAGGCAUAUUCCCUUGGAUUCAAAAGAAGUCAUGGAACCACCAUUCUCAACCACAGCAAGAACAACAACAGUACCAGCAGCAUCACAAGUAUUCAAGUGCCUGGCCAGUACAAGACAGCUAUGUUGUUCCAGAUGAAGAUAAACCCCCCUCUAUUGAAGCAAGGACCCCCACUCCAAGAAAAACCUACGCCUUCAUGUCUGAGGAUUCUGAAAAGAUGCAACAGCUCCGGCAAAGCCGUGCUUUUUACAGUGGAUGGGAUGGAAAAUUUCAGCAGCAGACUCAGAAACAGCAGCAUCGGCAUCAGCAGUAUUCGACAACUCCUCAAACUUAUUAUGAACAGAGCUCUGAGAAUACCAAUGAGAUUGUCUUUGGUGCCGUGCAGCAAGAUGGGCAUCGAGAAGCUAUGGUGAUAAAGCCAUUGGAUCCUGGAUAUCCCAUCUACGGUCGCAAGAGCAUUCGCUCGCGAAGCAAUUCCACAUCUCAAGGCAGCUGAUCAAGUAUACAUAGGAAUCCUGUAAACCAAAAAACAAAAAGAACAAGAAAAGAAAAAGAGGAACUUCCUGCUAAGGAACUUGCUUCGUGGUGGCCGCAAUUGGUGAUAUUGGUAGUAUUAUUAGGUGUUUGAUCCAAGAGUUGGAGAUUAUAUUGAGAGUAUAACAUAUGUGCUGUAUAUCCUGCCUUGUAGACUUGUAGUACAAAGUAAUCUAAUAGCUAGCUAAAAUAUUUGUGAUUUUUCGGGGAAAAAAAAGAAUCUGUUCUCUGAUACUGGAUAUGAGUUUAUCCUACUAUGAUCUUGGAUGUUCUUCCCAACCCUUGCUCCCUAUAGACUCCUCCAUUUCUUCUCGACUGUCAUCCAUUUCUUUACCUUGUGCCAAGAAGAUGCCGAUUUUUACCAUUGGCGAGAUUAGAAAUCUCAAAUUCUAAGAACGCAUGCGCAGACAAAUUCGUUUAACAUCGCCAUUCUUUUCUCUCCUUUGAUCCGCAUUAAAAAAGCUAUGUGAGAAAGUAGGAUCAGCAUGCCCCAUGUUGAAUUGCAGGAGUUGGAAGUUUUAACGGCGUUGAAAUGGCUGGCAGAGGUGCUAGUUGGCCAAAUAUUUUUGGAAGCAUUAGGGCAAACAUUCUGCAGUUCUGCACCAUUGAGUAGAAGAAUGUCUCCAACACUAAAUCAAAAUGGGUAUGCCAUUAUGGAGCAGAAAAUAUAAUACUCAUUCUCUUAAUGACGCUAAGUGGUGGAUCAC
Messenger RNA from Oldenlandia corymbosa var. corymbosa, 2718 nucleotides. The record is from the annotation of a GenBank genome assembly. Lineage: Eukaryota; Viridiplantae; Streptophyta; Magnoliopsida; Gentianales; Rubiaceae.